UUUAAAUAAAGAAAGCCGCGUAUUAGAAGGCGCUAGAAUUUCAGUAAUCAAAGAGAAAGAAACGAAAAAACACCAGUUUAAGCUGUUUAAAUUCAUUUUCGCGAAGCUUCUUUGAAGAAUAUUUCAGGCUCGGACAAUUUUCUUUACAGAGGUUUUCUGUUUUUCUGUAUUCGAAGCUCCUAAAGAGAUCUUUGAUUUGUUGUGAAAAUGGGGAAGAGAAAAUCGUCGAAGGCACCGCCAAAGAAAAAGCAGGAGAAGUUGAGUACAGUGUUCAGCUGUCCUUUCUGCAACCAUGACGGCAGCGUCGAGUGUAAAAUGGAUAAGAAAGAUUUUAUUGGGGAGGCUAAAUGCCGAAUAUGCCAAGAGAGUUUCAGUACCACUAUAAACGCAUUGAGCGAGCCUAUUGAUGUGUAUUGCGAGUGGAUUGAUGAAUGCGAGCGAGUUAAUAAUUCUGGAUAAGUGGGUUACAUCUGCAUGGUUUUCUAGAACACAGUAUGAUGGCUUAUAGAAAAUUUCUUUCCUGAGAUUCCUUGUAACACUGAGCUGGUCAUCAGAGAGGUUUUGACCAGGAUACUUGUCACUAUACUUAGCUGUCCUGUUUUGAACACUAAACGUAUGUGCAUAAUAUCUACUAUCUUGGUUACCAGUUUUGUAUGUAUUAUAUUGACGUGACCAUGUUACAGUUAAUGUUUUUCCAAUUCAAGGUUGAACUUAAAUUGCUUUAAAUUGGAUCUGCUGUAAUGUAUACAUGUUGGCUCAAUUUGCUGUC
This is a messenger RNA of Cryptomeria japonica (Japanese cedar), 769 nucleotides long. Its product is annotated as transcription elongation factor 1 homolog. Gene Ontology annotation, cellular component: transcription elongation factor complex. Bases 208 to 459 code for a protein of 83 amino acids. Gene Ontology annotation, molecular function: RNA polymerase II complex binding. Gene Ontology annotation, biological process: transcription elongation by RNA polymerase II. The transcript is spliced from 5 exons. Lineage: Eukaryota; Viridiplantae; Streptophyta; Pinopsida; Cupressales; Cupressaceae. The record is from RefSeq and is a predicted model, not a curated record.